AUGCUGACAGGCCGUCGUCAUUUGAUGCACCGUCUGCGUCAAUGCGGCGGCUUGUCGGGAUUUCUUUGUAAAAAAGAAUCUCUUUAUGAUCCAUUUGGGGCUGGCCACUCCUCCACUUCCAUCAGCGCUGUUCAGGGGAUGUACGUUGCAAAUCGACUGCAGAAAAAAGAAGAAGGCCUCUAUGUUGCUGUCAUCGGGGACGGGGGCCUCACGGGCGGCAUGGCUUACGAGGCCCUCAACGCCUGCGGGUUUCUUCGCUCCCCCAUCCUUAUUAUGUUGAAUGACAAUCAGCAAGUGUCUCUUCCUACAGGCACGAACUCCGCUGGGGGAACGGCGCCUGCCAGCGCAGUGUCUCGGCACAUGCGUCGGUUGUUGAAGAGCCGCAGCUCCCCAUCUAUAUCUCAGCAGCAGCAACAACAGCAGCAGCAGCAGCAGCAGCAGGAUGUAGCUGCUGUGCAGGCUCCGGGUCAGGGGGAGCAGGGGGUAGCUGCUUUCUUCGGUGGUUUAGGGUUUGACUACGUGGGGCCUGUUGAUGGGCACGACGUCCUAACCCUCGUCUCCAUCCUGCAGCAAAUUAAGCGCGAGGGUUUGAGUCGGCCGACGGUGCUGCAUUUGAAGACAGAAAAAGGGUUUGGAUACCCCCCAGCACUGGCAGCCCCAGACCGCAUGCACGGAGUAGAGGCAGCGCCUCACCUUGCCUUGCAUGCAGGCAGCAGCAGCAGCAGCAGCAGCAGCAGCAAGGGCUUACACGCUGCUGCAGUACGUCCUGCAGAUGCUGCUGCUGCCGCGUGGGCAGCGGAGAAAGAAAAAGACCAGCAGCAGCAACAGCAGCAGCAGAAACAGCAGCAGAAACAGCAGCAAAACCAGCAGCAGCAGCAGCAGGAAAAGGUCGCACUAUCACCAACAGCAGCAGCAGCAGCAGCAGCAGCAGCAGCACCAGGAGCAGCAGGUGCAGCAACAGCAACAGCAGCAGCAGGAGGAGGAGGAGGAGGUUCAGGACAGCAGCAGCGCGUGUCUUUGACCUCAAUAUUUUCUCGGGGUUUGCUGCAGCUUGCUGCUGCUGAUACUUCUUUAGUCUGCAUAACAGCAGCAAUGCCGGGAGGCACAGGGUUAGCACUUGUGGGGUCUUUGCUGCCGCAGCAGCUGUAUGAUGUAGGAAUUGCUGAGCAGCACGCUGCUACAUUUGCUGCUGGUCUUGCUGCUGCUGCUGCUAAACCCUUCUGCUGUAUAUACAGCUCCUUCCUACAAAGAGCCUACGACCAAAUCAUACAUGAUGUUGCUAUUCAAAACCUACCCGUCAGUUGCGUGUCGCUCCUCGUGAAUGUGGGGUUUAUAGUAGACCGCGCAGGGUUAGUAGGGGCGGACGGAAGCACUCAUCAGGGGGCCUUCGAUUUAUCUUUUCUUAGCAACGUCCCCAACUUUACUGUGAUGGCGCCCAGCGAUGAAUACGAACUCCUCCGCAUGCUCAAAACGGUGUAUCUGCUGAAUUCUGGCCCUUCUGCGCUUCGCUUCCCGCGGAGCUCUUGCUUCGGUCUUGAAACCCUCAACAGCAAACUUGGACACAACCUUAAGGAGCUUCCGCUUGAGGCGGAGCCCUUACCCAUCGGGAAGGGCCGCAUCAUCUUACGCGCAAACCCUAAUGCUAAGUACAAGGUGGCGCUGCUGUCUAUCGGCACUCUUCUUCUUGACGCGGUAAAUGCAGCAGCAAUUCUGCAGCAGAUAACAUCACUUCCACAACCCGAGCAAGCAGCAGCAGCAGCAGCAGCAGCAGAAGCAGCAGCAGCAGCAGCAGAAGCAGCAGCAGCAGCAGAAGCAGCAGCAGCAACAGCAACAGCAGCAAGAAGAGCAGCAGGAACAGCAGUAGCGCCCUCAGCAGCAGCAACAGCACCAACAGCAGCAGCAGCAGCAGCAGCAGCAACAGUAGCAAAAGGAGAUCCUUUAAUUGGUGUUACAGUAGCAGACGCCCGCUUCUUGAGACCCUUAGAUGCAGAUUUGCUGCUGCAGCUUGCUGCUAAUCAUGACGUGCUGCUGCUGCUAGAAGAAGGUGCAGCAGGAGGGUUUGGAAGCAAAGCGCUGCAGCACUGGAGUGUAUACGCUGAUGCUGCAGCUAGAAAAUGCAGAGUAAGAACAUCAAACCCUAAACCCUAA
Messenger RNA from Eimeria acervulina, 2148 nucleotides. Its product is annotated as 1-deoxy-D-xylulose 5-phosphate synthase, putative. The transcript is spliced from 10 exons. The record is from RefSeq and is a predicted model, not a curated record. Bases 1 to 2148 code for a protein of 715 amino acids. Gene Ontology annotation, molecular function: 1-deoxy-D-xylulose-5-phosphate synthase activity. NCBI's taxonomy places the organism in Eukaryota, Apicomplexa, Conoidasida, Eucoccidiorida, Eimeriidae. Gene Ontology annotation, biological process: terpenoid biosynthetic process.